AACCUAAUUACGAGGAAUAAUUUACGAACAUUUUUAUGUGCGUCCUUUGAAUUAGAUCGAAGAAUGUCCUUGUCUUACACUAGCGUACGAGACGGACAGAGAUAUCUAUGCGGCAGACAAGGAGGGCGAUAGCUUGGGACAAGGACAGACAUAUACGGGCGCUAUACAUGGAGAGCAACAGCGUGCGAUAAGGACAACAAUAUAAAUUAGUUCCGACACCUAUCUUAGGGGUGAUCCACACGGUGCAUGCCUAAGUGUAUAUGGAUGCUGUCCUUACUAACUUCACUUCGUGAAAGUAGCGCGAGUUCAUUGUAUGAUUCGAAAACAUUGGUAGAGAGUACUGCAGUGUAUGAAGCAGAAGGAGAAUUUAAUGCUGAAGCUCGUGAAUUGCCUUGAAUUUAUAAUGAGUCAGUUUAUCUCGUUGCAAGUUGGACAAUGCGGAAACCAAAUUGGUUCGGCGUUUUGGCCCUUGGCGUUACACGAGUACGGCGUGCAAACAACAAACACUGGAAUGAAUUUGCUUAAAACGCAACGAGAUCAUGUUAAAAACAUCGGCGAUUUGUCUGAUGCGUUCGACAGCUUCUUUGUUGUACCUGAUAAUUCACAUGAUUUGUGCUUCAAAAGUAUAACCGACUUGAAACGAGCCAAGGUCAAAGCUAGGGCAAUAUUGAUAGAUAUGGAAGAUAGUGUUGUAGGAGGGUUGAGGAAAGGACCUGUGCGUGACUUGUUUGAUCAGGCUUGUGUUGUUACAAAUUAUCCAGGGUCUGCCAAUAAUUGGGCUGUAGGUUAUCAUACUUAUGGUACAGAAUAUCAGGAGAAAUUGGAAGAUACUAUCAGACAUAUGGUAGAAAAGUGUUCUAGGUUACAUGGUUUUCUAUUAAUGCAUUCUGUUGGAGGUGGUACUGGUUCUGGAUUAGGAACAGCUGUUUUAAAGUUAUUGGCUGAUAAUUAUCCUACUAUAGAUAGACUAGUAUCUUGCAUAUAUCCAAUUGUUAUGCAAGAUGUUGUCACAGCUCCAUACAAUGUAUUGCUGUCGACUCGAGAGCUUAUAGAUUACGCAACUUGUGUAUUUCCUAUUGAAAAUGAAUCCCUUUUGGAUAUAUGCAAUGCACAAUUGAAAGUAAAAGGCAACACAGAACAAAUAAAUUACAAUGUCUCGUGUAAGCCAUUUCAAGAUAUGAACAGUAUUGUUGCAAAUAUGCUUCUUCAUUUAACCAGUGGAUCUAGGUUUCCUGGUAAUUUAAAUAUGGAUAUGAAUGAAAUAGCAACGAAUCUCGUACCAUACCCGAAAUUACAUUAUAUAUUCAGUAGUGUCAGUCCAUUAACGUUAUCUGCGCCAACGAUGUACAGUGUAUCAGGAACAAAGCUAAUAGAUGAAAUAUUUAUCAAUGCAUGGUCACGAAAUAAUCAGUUAAUUAAAGUAGAUCCGCUACAAUCAGGUUCUAUGAUUUUGAGCGCUGCGCAUGUUGCUAGAGGAAACUGUUCUGUGAACGAUUUAAAACGAAACAUUGAGAGAUUUCGGAAAAAAGUUACGUUCACAGAUUGGAGCAAUGAAGCUAUGAAAGUAGGUUUGUGUUCUGUACCUCCAGCUGGACACUCAACCUCUUUGUUAUGUCUUUUAAACUCUUCCUCGAUGAUCUCGUUAUUUAAAAAUGUAGUAGAACAGUUUACCAGAUUGUACAGAAAGAAGGCACAUGUGUAUCACUACACCCAAGUACGCGGUUUCGAAGAAACACAUUUCAUUGAUUGCAAAGAAACAAUUUCAAAUUUGAUUAUGCAGUACACAGAGCUGCAAAGUGAAAGUCAAAAGAAUAUUUCUCGGUUACAGGUACUUUAAAUUCUUAAAUUAGAUUGUUUUAUUUAAUUUGAUCUGUACAUUAACAUAAACAUAAAGCAAUAAAAAUAGAAUAGUACAACUUA
Messenger RNA from Frieseomelitta varia, 1920 nucleotides. Its product is annotated as tubulin epsilon chain-like. The transcript has 10 exons. Gene Ontology annotation, cellular component: cytoplasm; microtubule. NCBI's taxonomy places the organism in Eukaryota, Metazoa, Arthropoda, Insecta, Hymenoptera, Apidae. Bases 350 to 1837 code for a protein of 495 amino acids. The record is from RefSeq and is a predicted model, not a curated record. Gene Ontology annotation, molecular function: structural constituent of cytoskeleton; GTP binding. Gene Ontology annotation, biological process: mitotic cell cycle; microtubule cytoskeleton organization.